Molecule: messenger RNA, 360 nt
Organism: Geodia barretti
Lineage: Eukaryota; Metazoa; Porifera; Demospongiae; Tetractinellida; Geodiidae
Source: the annotation of a GenBank genome assembly
AUGGCCCAGUUGUACAGCGAACGAUGCACGGCCUGCCGCCGCGAUUCCCCUCACGUCACUGAAGACGAAGUAGCAGAGUUGUACCCGGCAGUAAACCAUUGGGAAUUGAUCGACGAAUCAGGCAUUCCCAAGCUGGACCGGCAGUUCAAGUUCCAGAAUUUCGUCCAAGCCCUGGAAUUCACCAGCGCUCUCGGCGAGUUGGCGGAGUCCGAAGGUCACCAUCCCCGGCUGACCACCGAGUGGGGACGGGUUAGCGUGACCUGGUGGACGCACAAGAUCCGCAACCUCCAUCGCAACGAUUUCAUUAUGGCGGCGAAGACGGACCAACUGUACGCCGAACACACGCCGGCGGAAGGCUAG